AUGUCGCUCGCCGUCGACGACCGUCGCGGCGGCCGCUCCAGGUCUCGAUCGCGUGACCGCCGCGAGCCCGCCCCGACCUACGCCGACGUGCGCGAGCCGAGCUACGUCUACCCAGAGGACGACCUGGACGACCGCUACGCGCCCACCAGCAGCAGCCGCCGCCGCGACCCGGCGGGCGCCUCCUCCGGCCUGCCCUACCCGGCCGAGGGGGGCAUGGACGCCAUGCUGCCCGGCGCGACGGCCGGACUGUACAGCUACGACGACACACGGCCCGUCUACCGCACCGCGUCGCCCCCGCGCGACUCGUCCUUCCGCAGCUCCAAGACCAACCUCGACGGCGGCCACGUCCCGGGCUCGUUCCCCGAGGACGACCGCCGCUCCAAACGCGACUCGGACGACGACAACAGGCGCGUCCGCUAUGCCGCCGAGCCCUCGCGCGACUCCAAGUACGACGCCCGGAGGCGCGACAGGUCCGACGACGACGAGCCCCGCGUGCGGUACGCCGAGCCCCCAAGCAGCAGGGAUAAGCACCGCGCGUCCGCCGGCGGCGACCUGCCCGACGACAAGCUCAAGUUUCUACCGCAAAAGUACAGCCGCAGGUACGGCGACGGCGACGGUGACGGAGGCAGGGACAGGAAGGCCGACCGCCGCUCCAAGAAGGAGCGUGAUGAGGAUGACCUGGCUUAUGGCCGCCCGCCCCCGCCGAAGCCGUCGCGGGCAGCCUCCCCGCCUACGUACGGUAGCUACAUAUCCGGAUCGCAGCUGAGCGAAAAGCGCUCGUCCAAGUAUGGGCGGGACGACGACGGCGCUGACAGACGGCGCACGAGCCCUCCGGAGGACCCGUACGCGUCGCGCAGGUCGCACCGUGAGUCCUACCGAGAUGACCCCAGAAGCUCCGGCGCCAGCGUACUCACCGCGGAGCCCUCGGACCGUGAACGAGACCGUCGGCGCGACAGGUCCCCGGGGCCGUCUGUCCUCACGGCAGAGCCAUCGGAUCGCGACAGGGAUCGCCGACGCGACAAGUCUCCCGGUCCGUCUGCCCUCACGGUCGAGCCCGCAGGCCGGGAGCGUGACCGAUCGCGGGAUCGCCGAGACAAGUCUCCUGGCCCGUCUGUGCUCACCGUGGAGCCGGGCCGGGAUCGGGAGCGGUCAAGAGACCGGCGCGGCGGCACCCGCGACAAGUCGCCUCAGCCUCCCACGGCCCGCAUGUCCAGCCUGACGGUUGACACCGGCCGCUCCUCCAACCUGUCCCUCGCCGCGGCGCCGGCCUCGCCGCUCCUCGAGUCGUACCAUGGCACGUACCAGGACUGCUCGCCCAUGCCGUCGCCCCUGCUGCUAGCCUCCUCCCACCACGAGGAUGCGCGCGUCAUCGAGGCUCUUUCACCCAUUGGCUCCGACAUCGAGGGCGACGGCAAGAAGAAGAGCCGGCGCGCGCGGUUCCACGACCCCGAGGACAUCGCGACGACGCUCGCGCGCGCCCUCCGCGGGGACCGCACCCCCGACGUGGGGCCGCUGGUCGAGAUCCUGCCCAGCCUCACGCACGAGCAGGUCAUGGAGCUGCGCGUCGAGUACAAGCGCAUCGUCAAGACGGGCUCGGAGCGCAAGGGCGUCAACAUCGCCAAGCACAUCCGCGCGCGCCUCAAGGACGAGGACGCCAACCUCAUGAAGGCGUGCUAUUCGGUCGCGCUCGGCAAGUGGGAGAGCGAGGCCUACUGGGCCAACUUUUGGUACCAGGGCGACAAGACGCGGCGCGAGCUGCUCAUCGAGUCGCUCAUGGGCCGCUCCAACUACGAGAUCCACCAGAUCAAGGAGGCCUUUACCGACAAGAAGUACGACAACAGCCUCGUCAAGUGCAUGAAGACGGAGCUCAAGGAGGACAAGUUCAAAAAGGCCGUCCUGCUGGUCCUCGACGAGCGCCGCAUGGAGGACCUCGACCCCUACGGCCGCCGCGUGCCCGUCGACUACAAGCUCGUCGACCAGGACGUUGACGACCUGCGCCGCGCCGUCAAGGCGGAGAAGGGUGGCGAGAGCGCCAUGAUUGGCAUCGUCGUCAAGCGCAGCGACUCGCACCUGCGCGAGGUGCUCAAGGAGUACGAGCACCACUACCGCGCCAACUUUGCGCGCGAGGCCCUCAAGAAGAGCGGCAACCUCGUCGGCGAGCUCCUGGCGCACAUCCUCAACGGCAUCAUCAACCGCCCCGUCCGCGACGCCCUCCUGCUGCACCACGCCCUCACCGCGUCGCGCAAGGACGACCUCCGCCGCGAGCUCCUCAUCAGCCGCCUCGUCCGCUUCCACUGGGACGCGGCCCACAUGCAGGCCGUCAAGCGCGCCUACCGGGAGCGCUACGCCCGCGACCUGCAGGACGCCGUCAAGGACGCCACCUCGGGCCAGUGGGGCCGCUUCUGCGUCGAGCUGUGCAUCGCGCGCAUGCCAAACGACGUGCGCAGGAUCGAGAGGGUUGAAGUCAUCCGGUAG
This is a messenger RNA of Purpureocillium lilacinum, 2475 nucleotides long. RefSeq lists its product as uncharacterized. Gene Ontology annotation, molecular function: calcium ion binding; calcium-dependent phospholipid binding. Gene Ontology annotation, cellular component: cytoplasm. The record is from RefSeq and is a predicted model, not a curated record. NCBI's taxonomy places the organism in Eukaryota, Fungi, Ascomycota, Sordariomycetes, Hypocreales, Ophiocordycipitaceae.